UAGAGAGAAGCAUGUCAAGUCCGCGACGCUCUCCCUCUGCUGACGGUCGCUCCGAAUUAAGCCUGUAUGUGGGUGCGACGCAACUCAACUAUUCACUACCACCUAACCUAACCUUUCUCUGCGUUUUACCUUACCUAUCUUUUCUUCGACCCUCUUUUUUUCCCUUUACUCUUCCCCCCUUCAACGGAACACACCCUGCCAAUUUUCUCAAUUAUCACACCUGCGUCCCUGAUUCGGUUCAUGUCUGAGGCUGACUGACCGAUUUGGUGGUGCUGUCUGGCUUUCGACUUUCAUCCAGACCGGGGGAGUUCAUGCAAUAAACGAAACCGUCCAUCGAUCGCCCGUGUCGAUUUCUCCCAGCGCCACUACCCCCUAACCGAACAUUCACUCCCAAGAACAAACGAUUAUCGACUCACACUACGAAGAGGGCCUUGCGACGACAACAAGUCGACGACCAGUGGCAGGCAUUUGGCUAGGCUAGGCUGCCAGGAAUCGUGUCGACCUUUUGGAUUGAGAAUUGCAUCCGCUUGGUUGGCUGUGGGCGACAGGCCUGUCAUCUCGCAGCGACAACGGCGAAAAUCGACACGACAGCCGUGUAGGCACAACCCGACAAUAUACAUCGCCCAUCGCCGACACGAUUGAUCGGGGCAUUCGAUAGAGGACGGCGCCACCCGAGUGAGCGCAGGACGAGUCCUGUCGAAGAUUGACGUCGCGACCUUCGACACUUUUUGUGCGUAGCGGUUAUCCCGACGACGUCAUGGCUUCCAACAUAAACGGCCCCGGUCCAGGGGACGAAGAGUAUGGCGAGGAAUGGGCCAAGGACUUGAGGCAUCGAUUUGAGCGACUACUAAAGACGAAGCGAUUGAACGAAUUGGAUCGCUCUCGGUCACGGCAAGGCUCGCCGGCUCCCGGCACGUCAUCUAGCAGCCCAAGUGCGUCCGCGGGGCCAUCAUCAACACAACCUUCAUCACAAAUAGGCUCGACACCGCCAUCAUACUCGUCACUAAGAAACCUUCCAAAGAUCCCGACACCACCAGCUGCGACAGACAAAGAGUCACAAAAGUUCAGGAACCUGCUCAUAACUCUGUCGACAACGCCGACGAAAUAUGAAAAUCCUGGCUUGUUGGAUGAAGCAUUGCAAGUCAUCCCGCUCGACCGUAUAUAUGGUGAGGCAGAAGAAGAGACGCAAGUUUUACAAGCUCAGGCUGAGAGCAUGGGUGAUGGGAGGAAACCCGAAUGGGGAUACCAAGAUUGCGUCAUCCGUGCUCUUUUGAGAUGGUUUAAACGUUCUUUCUUCACAUGGAUCAACAACCCGCCAUGCCCAGUUUGCAUGUCACCAACAGAAGGAAAGGGCAAGACUGCUCCUACACCGGAAGAGAAUGCAUGCGGUGCUCUCCUGGUAGAGCUCUACCAAUGUUCGAGCUCUCAUUGCGGUGCUUACGAGCGCUUCCCCCGCUACAGCGAUGUCUGGAGGUUAUUACAGACGAGGCGAGGCAGGUGCGGCGAGUGGGCUAAUUGCUUCAGCAUGCUCUGUCGAGCCGUCGGUGGCCGGGUGCGCUGGGUAUGGAACGCCGAAGAUCACGUCUGGACCGAGAUCUACUCUGAACACCAAAAGCGAUGGGUCCACGUCGACGCAUGCGAGGAGGCUUGGGAUAACCCUCGCCUCUACACCGAAGGCUGGGGCAAGAAGAUGUCGUACUGCGUAGCAUUCUCGAUCGAUGGUGCUACCGACGUCACACGCCGAUACGUACGGAAGAGCGAAUUCUCACUCGAGAGGAACAAGUGCCCGGAAGAGGUUAUGCUUUACAUCAUGCAAGAGAUCAAGAACAUUCGGAGGGCAAACAUGAACAAGGAUGAGCGUUUCCGCCUGGAGAAGGAAGACGCCAGAGAAGACCGCGAGCUGCGUCAAUACGUUGUCAACUCAAUCGCACAUGCUGUCACUCAGCUGGUCCCCGGCGUCGCUAAUGGCUCUGGCUCGUCUGUGUCGGGUUCCUCCGAGGACGCCAAAUUGCCUGCAGAGCAACUUGGUCGGCAGAGCGGAAAUGCGGAAUGGGUUGCGGCAAGAGGAGAGGGUGGAAGGCACCACUAUCCUCCCGGCCCUGGAGAUGGCUCCCACCGUCGGGAGUAUCGCUGAUUGACUCGAUGGUGACAUGCGCACUAUCAUACUCCUCGUGAAAGGUCUUCGGCGGAAGUGGCUCCGUUCCAUCGCCCGACCUCAUUACAAGAUACAAAACUCACCAUCUUGAUACCACACCGAUAUUCAAGAUACCUACAUAUAUACCCAAGCGCCGCGCCGGCCGUCAAGGCCGCCACAAAAGCCCAGAAUAAUUUAAAGGUUAAUACGGGCCGUGUUCGAGGAGCUUACACACUACAUCAAAAACUUUUACUUACGUCACCUGCAUAGACAUGGCGUUGUUCCUUUGUUUAUAUUAUCUUUCGGCUUCGUUUUUGUCAGCUAUAUACAGAGAUAACCUCUGAGGAACAUUUAUUCCAACCUUGUUCUGAUCUCGGGAGAUUAUCCUGGAGAAUCAGUGUCGGCAUCUAGUCAGCCAUUACGAAUGGCAGCUAUUUUCUUUUGUAUCUUGGCUUUUUUAUACUCCUCGUCGGAACCACGAGGUCCUCGGAUCUUUGCUAAUGCGAGAACGAGAGGCGAGUCGAGUUGAUUGAAUUGUGGUUUUGUUUUAUAUUGUUACUUGCUCAUCAUAGUGGAGGCGCGAGAGCGAUUUACGAGUUACGGGUCCUUUUUUGGAUAUAGGAUGUUGGUGAGCUGGCGUUCAGGAGGAGGUGGAUCUUGAAUUUACAAGCCACGAUACGACUCUGCAGUCAUGAUCUGGCAAGCUGCUUCGGCCUAUUGGGACGGGAUUUUUUGGACGUCCGGGCAGAUAUACGCGGCAACCAAAAAGGAAUAAAG
Molecule: messenger RNA, 2911 nt
Organism: Pyricularia oryzae 70-15
Lineage: Eukaryota; Fungi; Ascomycota; Sordariomycetes; Magnaporthales; Pyriculariaceae
Product: PNG1
Exons: 2
Coding region: 758-2134 (458 amino acids)
Biological process (GO): protein deglycosylation; glycoprotein catabolic process; protein quality control for misfolded or incompletely synthesized proteins
Cellular component (GO): cytosol; nucleus
Molecular function (GO): peptide-N4-(N-acetyl-beta-glucosaminyl)asparagine amidase activity
Source: RefSeq, a predicted model, not a curated record